UGCUCUCCUAUAUCAUCCACAUCUCAACAAAUAUUCAUUCUCAGAACAAUUCAAAUUCAAUUUUUUCGAGAAAAAUCAAAGUUUCCUGAGAAAAUGUCAGGUCGUGGAAAGGGAGGCAAAGGAUUGGGCAAAGGAGGAGCCAAACGUCACAGGAAGGUUCUAAGAGACAACAUCCAAGGAAUCACUAAGCCGGCGAUUCGGAGAUUGGCUCGUAGAGGUGGCGUUAAGCGUAUUAGUGGUCUGAUCUACGAGGAGACACGUGGCGUACUCAAGAUCUUUUUGGAGAAUGUUAUUCGUGACGCCGUUACUUAUACUGAGCACGCUCGGAGAAAGACGGUGACUGCUAUGGAUGUCGUUUAUGCUCUUAAGAGACAAGGAAGAACUCUCUAUGGAUUCGGCGGCUAGGGUUUUUGAUUGUUGUUUUUGUGUUUUCUACGCUGCUUAGAAAUGUUAAUUUUCAGAAUUUGGUCUUAACACCGAAAAAAUUAAAAAAAAAUGAAGGAUGUUGUUGCAAUUUCGUCAUUGUAGUCUUGAUUGUGUGAUUCGCUUUCAGUAAUUUUACAGUUUCUCUAUGCUUGUUUA
Messenger RNA from Arabidopsis lyrata subsp. lyrata, 582 nucleotides. Its product is annotated as histone H4. The transcript has a single exon. Gene Ontology annotation, biological process: nucleosome assembly. NCBI's taxonomy places the organism in Eukaryota, Viridiplantae, Streptophyta, Magnoliopsida, Brassicales, Brassicaceae. The record is from RefSeq and is a predicted model, not a curated record. Bases 94 to 405 code for a protein of 103 amino acids. Gene Ontology annotation, molecular function: protein heterodimerization activity; DNA binding; structural constituent of chromatin. Gene Ontology annotation, cellular component: nucleosome.